This is a messenger RNA of Rotaria sp. Silwood2, 2103 nucleotides long. NCBI's taxonomy places the organism in Eukaryota, Metazoa, Rotifera, Eurotatoria, Philodinida, Philodinidae. The record is from the annotation of a GenBank genome assembly.
AUGUCGACUCGUAAAUUUCGGCAUACUAAUGAAAGCUCCAAUUCCGUAAAUAGACGUGAGCGACGACAGUCUACUUUAUAUUCAUCUAAUCCGAGUACCGAUUCUUUACCAAUUGAUUGUAUUCUUGUUUAUACUCUUGAUGAUGAUGAUGAACACAUAAAUGAUCCUAGUAAGAUGAGCCGAUCUGAACGAAGAGAAAGAUUUGAAGAUUAUCUCACUCAUAAACAAGGUCUUAUUCUUCAGCAUGUGAAAUCGACUACAGAUAGAACCGUAUAUGUUAAAGUUCAUAUACCAUUUAAAAUUCUUUUAUCAACUGCUGAAAAUAUACGAAUGAAAUUACCAAUUGAAAAAAUAACCGCCGGAAAACUCAACAUUUCAACAAAUAAUAAAUCAUGUUGGCAUCGUUUUACUCAUUGGAUAAAAAAACCAUUUCGUCUUGAUCCAUCAUUAAUACUCGAUGAUAUUGAUUAUUAUACAGCAAUAUACUCAUCAAAUGUCGAAAAAUUUAAACCUUUAUUUAAAGACUUACGUGGUUCGAUUGAUUCAUAUUUUACACCAAGUGAACGAAGUUUAUUAACAUAUGAAUUAUUAUCAAGAGCUCAUUCUGAUGUUGAUGCUAAUGGUAAUAUUGAUGAUGAUCAUGAUGAUGAUGAUGAUAAUAAUUAUCCACAAGAACCAGUAGCCAUACGACCAGGUUAUUCAAAUUUAAAAAUAAAUCAAUGCAUAAUUUAUUUUUUAUUUUUAGCUUUAAACACAGUUGAUGCAUUACGCAAUGGUUUAAGAAGACCUGCAAAAAAAACCUUUAUUAUUGAUCGACUUAUUGUAAAUAAUAUUUCAGGUAUCACUCGAUUAAUAGCUAAAAAAGCAUAUGUUUGUCACUUUCCUUUACAUGAGUCUUUACGAGAUGAUAUAACCAAUAUUGAUGAUAGUGAUUUAAAUGAUCGAGAAAAAUUAAAAAAACAUUGGGCAACAAUGCGUCGAUGUUUAAAAUUUCAACCAUUAUCUUUAAUUCGUUCUUAUAUGGGAGAAAAAAUAACAUUUUAUUUUGCACUUUGUGGUUUUUAUAAUCAAAUGCUUAUUCCGCCAGCAUUAGUUGGUCUAAUUAUAUUUAUUUAUGGUGCAGCUAGUGUUACUAGUGAUCAACCAAUAUCUGAUAUUUGUGGAAGUUAUGGAGAAAGCACGUAUAUGUGUCCAAGAUGUGAUAAAACAUGUCCAUUUUGGAAAUUAAGUGAUAGUUGUGUUUAUUCAAAAGUAGUUCAAAGAUGUUACUUUUUUGAUAAUAUUUAUGUUGUUGUAGAUUUCGAUUCGAUUGAUUUUGACGAAAAUCUUGAAUCUAUUCGACCAGACUUUGAAAAUGAAGCAAUUAUCAAAGGUGAAAAGCGUCUCAAUCCUGUUACCAAUAGACGGGAGCCAUUUAUACUGACGAGCAAGCGUGUACCAUUCUUUAUAAUUGCAGCUGCCGUUGUCUUAGUGACAAUGGCGAUUAUAUGUGGAACUGUCUUUGCUACAGUUGUUUAUCGUGUUCAAAUAGAUUAUAUUUUGAAACAGACAUCAGCAAAACAAUAUUCAUCAAUUAUAGUAACUGUAACUAGUGCUAUUAUGAACCUUAUUUGUUCAGUUUUAUUAUCCCAAUUUUAUUAUUGGAUUGCAAGAAAAUUAACUGAUCUAGAACUUCAUAAAUAUCAAUCAAAAUAUGAUGAUUCAUUAACAAUGAAAAUAUAUCUUUUUCAAUUUGUUAAUUUUUAUUCAUCAUUAUUCUAUAUAGCUUUCUUUAAAGGACGAUUUGAUGAAUAUCCAUCGAAAUAUGGUGAACCAAGUUCAAAAGAUUUUACAGAACAGUGCGAUCCAGCUGGUUGUUUUGUUGAACUUUCUAUUCAGUUUUUAAUCAUUAUGACUGGUAAACAAAUUGUAGGUAAUACAGUAGAAUUCUUUUUUGCCAUCUGUGGCAGUUGUGCAUGUUCAUGUUGCAAUCAUGAUAAAAAUACAAAAAGAGAACAAUGGGAAAUAGAUAAAGAUUUAAACAAUUUUGAAACAACCACAUUAAUUGAUGAAUAUCUUGAAUUAGGUUCGUUAUUAAACGUCGAACUUAAAAUUAAAUUUUAA